CGCGGGAGAAGAAAGGGGUGGGAAUCCGAGGAGGAGACCACCUUUUUAUUAUUUUGAUAUUUUUAAAUAUUUUCGGCGUACAAGGAAGACGCUCGGAAUUCACCGGCCUGUCGGUUCCCGAGAGGGACCCGGGGAUUGUGCCGUCGCUUUUCUACAUCUUCUUUUUUUGUUGACGUUUGUUGGGUUUGUUUGAUUGUUUUGCUUUUUUAAAAAAUUGCUAUUAUUUUUUCUUCUCCGCUGAGCAGCAGCAACGGCAGCAGCAGCAAUAUGGCUGGUGAUGGGUUUUUUGGGGGGCGCUGGCGGCGAGAGGAGCUCUUCGAAGCCCCUGCGCGCCCGGCUCGCUGUUAGCUAUGGCAAAUGGCAGCGGCGGCGGCUCCUACCCGGGCGGCAGCGGCGGCGGCAUUAGAAUGAGUAACAAUAUCAACGCCAACAAUCUCAACACAGACUCGUCCUCCUCCCCCGUCAAUGUGCCCAAGAUGGAUGCGCUCAUCAUCCCGGUGACCAUGGAGGUGCCUUGCGAUAGCCGCGGACAGCGCAUGUGGUGGGCUUUCCUCGCCUCAUCCAUGGUCACUUUCUUUGGGGGACUGUUUAUCAUCCUGCUGUGGAGGACCCUCAAGUACCUGUGGACUGUCUGCUGCCACUGCGGAGUCAAAAACAAGGAGGCCCAGAAGAUCAAUGGUGCAGGAGAUACACAGGCAGAUGGGGCCUGCAAAACAACAGAUGAAAAAGAAGAGAAUGUGGCAGCAGAAGUGGGAUGGAUGACCUCUGUGAAGGAUUGGGCAGGAGUCAUGAUAUCUGCCCAGACAUUAACUGGCAGAGUACUUGUUGUCUUAGUCUUCGCUCUUAGUAUUGGUGCUCUUGUAAUAUACUUCAUAGAUUCGUCAAACCCAAUAGAAUCUUGCCAGAAUUUCUACAAAGAUUUCACAUUACAGAUCGACAUGGCUUUCAAUGUGUUCUUCCUACUCUACUUCGGCCUGCGUUUCAUAGCAGCUAAUGACAAGCUAUGGUUUUGGCUAGAAGUUAAUUCAGUAGUAGAUUUCUUCACGGUUCCUCCAGUGUUUGUGUCAGUAUAUUUAAACAGAAGUUGGCUUGGUUUAAGAUUUUUAAGAGCCCUUAGACUGAUACAAUUUUCAGAAAUUUUGCAGUUUCUGAAUAUUCUUAAAACAAGUAAUUCCAUCAAGCUGGUGAAUCUGUGCUCUAUAUUUAUCAGCACGUGGCUGACAGCGGCUGGGUUCAUACAUUUGGUGGAGAACUCAGGGGAUCCAUGGGAAAAUUUCCAAAAUAAUCAACCGUUGACAUAUUGGGAAUGUGUUUAUUUACUGAUGGUUACAAUGUCCACUGUUGGCUAUGGAGAUGUUUAUGCAAAAACAACCCUUGGGCGCCUUUUCAUGGUCUUCUUCAUCCUUGGGGGAUUGGCCAUGUUUGCCAGCUACGUCCCUGAAAUCAUAGAGUUAAUAGGAAACCGCAAGAAAUAUGGUGGUUCCUAUAGUGCGGUUAGUGGAAGAAAGCACAUAGUUGUCUGUGGUCAUAUAACACUUGAAAGUGUGUCCAACUUCCUGAAGGACUUCCUGCACAAGGAUAGGGAUGAUGUCAACGUAGAAAUUGUCUUUCUGCAUAAUAUCUCCCCUAACCUUGAGCUGGAAGCUCUUUUUAAACGACACUUCACUCAGGUGGAAUUUUAUCAGGGUUCAGUCCUUAAUCCCCAUGACCUGGCAAGAGUGAAGAUAGAGUCAGCAGAUGCGUGCCUAAUCCUUGCCAAUAAAUACUGCGCUGACCCAGAUGCUGAAGAUGCCUCCAAUAUUAUGAGAGUUAUUUCGAUAAAGAAUUAUCAUCCGAAGAUAAGAAUUAUCACUCAGAUGCUGCAGUAUCACAAUAAGGCCCAUCUGCUGAAUAUCCCAAGCUGGAAUUGGAAAGAAGGGGAUGAUGCAAUCUGUCUUGCUGAGCUCAAGCUGGGUUUCAUAGCCCAAAGCUGCCUGGCACCAGGCCUUUCAACAAUGUUAGCCAACCUCUUCUCUAUGAGAUCAUUCAUAAAGAUUGAGGAGGAUACGUGGCAGAAAUACUACUUGGAAGGAGUUGCAAAUGAAAUGUAUACAGAAUAUCUGUCUAGUGCCUUUGUGGGUUUGUCCUUCCCUGCAGUUUGUGAACUGGUGUUUGCGAAACUAAAGCUCUUAAUGAUAGCCAUAGAAUACAAGUCGGAAAAACGAGAAAGCAGUAUAUUAAUCAAUCCUGGAAACCAUGUCAAGAUUCAAGAAGGUACUUUAGGAUUCUUCAUUGCAAGUGAUGCCAAAGAAGUAAAAAGGGCAUUUUUUUACUGCAAGGCCUGUCAUGAUGACAUCACUGAUCCCAAAAGGAUAAAAAAAUGUGGCUGCAAACGGCCCAAGAUGUCCAUCUACAAGAGAAUGAAACUGGCAUGUUGUUUUGAUUGCGGACGCUGUGAGCGUGACUGCUCUUGCAUGUCAGGCAGUGUACAUAGUAACAUGGACACCCUUGAGAGAGCCUUCCCACUUUCUUCUGUCUCUGUUAAUGAUUGCUCCACCAGUUUACGUGCCUUUGAAGAUGAGCAGCCAUCGACACUAUCACCCAAAAAAAAGCAGCGAAAUGGAGGCAUGCGAAAUUCACCCAACUCCUCACCCAAACUGAUGAGGCAUGACCCCUUGUUAAUUCCUGGCAACGAGCAGAUUGACAAUAUGGAUGCCAAUGUGAAAAAAUACGAUUCUACAGGGAUGUUUCAUUGGUGUCCAGCCAAGGACAUUGAAAAGGUCAUUUUGACUCGAAGUGAAGCAGCGAUGACAGUUUUAAGUGGGCAUGUAGUCGUUUGCAUAUUUGGGGAUGUUAAAUCUGCUUUGAUUGGAUUAAGAAAUUUAGUGAUGCCAUUACGAGCCAGCAACUUUCACUACCAUGAACUCAAGCACAUUGUGUUUGUGGGUUCACUUGAAUACCUGAGAAGGGAAUGGGAGACACUGCAUAACUUCCCCAAAGUUUCAAUCUUGCCUGGUACGCCAUUAAGUCGGGCUGAUUUAAGGGCUGUCAACAUCAACCUCUGCGACAUGUGCGUUAUCCUGUCAGCCAAUCAGAAUAAUAUUGAUGAUGCUUCGCUGCAGGACAAGGAAUGCAUCUUGGCGUCACUCAACAUCAAAUCUAUGCAGUUUGAUGACAGCAUUGGGGUCUUGCAGGCUAAUUCCCAAGGCUUUACACCCCCGGGGAUGGAUAGGUCAUCUCCAGACAACAGUCCGGUCCAUGGCUUGUUACGUCAACCUUCCAUUACAACAGGAGCCAACAUCCCUAUUAUAACAGAGCUAGUAAAUGAUUCAAAUGUUCAGUUCUUGGACCAAGAUGACGAUGAUGAUCCAGAUACAGAAUUGUACCUCACGCAGCCCUUUGCAUGUGGAACUGCAUUUGCUGUCAGUGUGCUGGACUCUCUCAUGAGCGCAACAUAUUUCAAUGACAAUAUCCUCACACUGAUACGGACAUUGGUAACAGGAGGAGCCACACCAGAGCUGGAAGCACUGAUUGCUGAAGAAAAUGCAUUGAGAGGAGGUUACAGUACGCCCCAGACACUUGCAAACAGGGACAGGUGUCGAGUUGCUCAGUUGGCUUUGUAUGAUGGGCCAUUUGCAGACCUAGGGGAUGGAGGUUGUUAUGGAGAUCUAUUUUGUAAAGCCCUGAAAACAUACAAUAUGCUUUGCUUUGGAAUUUAUCGAUUAAGGGAUGCGCAUCUAACUACUCCCAGCCAAUGCACUAAACGUUACGUUAUCACAAACCCACCAUAUGAAUUUGAGCUUGUGCCGACAGACUUGAUCUUCUGUUUGAUGCAAUUUGACCACAACGCUGGCCAGUCCCGGGCCAGUCUUUCUCAUUCCUCCCAUUCCUCCUAUUCUUCCAGCAAAAAGAGCUCAUCAGUUCACUCCAUCCCAUCAACAGCAAACCGACCGAACCGCACCAAGACCAGGGAUUCCCGGGAAAAACAGAAGUAUGUGCAGGAAGAUAGACUUUGAUGUGUGUACCUGCUCCCACUGUGUGUGAAACUUGCAUUCACCACCCAUUCUCCCCAGUUAAUGUUUCCAGCAGUAAUGUUACCUGUUUUCCCAUGGAGUGCUCCCUUUUUGUACACAUAUUUUGCAUAUGUAUGACAGUGUGCAUGUGAUUGUCAUUUUUAUUUCACCACCAUAAAACCCUUAAGCACAACAGCAACAAAGCAGACGGACCAAAAGUUAUUUGUGAUGCUAAGGGAGAAAGAAAAAUUCUAAACCCAUAGGCACACUGAAAACAUAAAUAACUCACUGCAGUUACUCUACAUAUCAGAAAAAUAGAGUAUAUUUAACAUGAACACUUGCUCCUGAUGUCAGAGUUACACAAAAGAAAUUUUAGUGCAGAAGCAUUGAUGUAUUUUGCAGUAGUUUUUUUUAUAUUCAUAUUUACAGGCAUUGCUACUUUUAUUUGAAGCUUAUAAAGCUAACCCAUUUUUUUAAAAAUCAUUUAAAAAAACCCUACUGAUUUUUCACUCUCAAAGUUAAUAUUUUAUAGGGCUUACACUCUUUGUAUAGAUUAUUGCUACACACCUGCUUUAUACCAAAGAAAUGUCAGGGACUUUUCUGCUUGUUUAAGGACUUUCUCUAAAAUAUUAGCCUUUUGGAGAUACUGUCUUUUCCCUUUAACACUGAAAUUGUCUAGGUAUGAAGUUGUAAAACUCCAGUGGUUUAAUUUGUUUAGAAAGAGUCUAGUUGCAUAUUAAAUUAUUAUUCUGUCUAUUUAUACUGCCACAUGAAUAGCUAUAUUUUCUUUCACUUUUGACAUUUGGGAUAAAAAGCCAUAUGUAUCAUAAAUAUUGGAUGUAAGUCAUUAAAAACUGCCUUCCUGGGACUUUCACAUCUUUAAAAGGUGAAUUAGUCACCUUAUGUACAGAAUAAAUAAUGUUCAGAAAAGAGCAAGCAUUUUUUUAUGCUUAAGUAUCAGCUCUCGAGGGACUUUGUUCCUUUCCCCAGAUGGCAGUUUAACUUUCCAAGUUAGAGUGGUGGUAUAAAUCAUCCAACAACAGUCCUAAUACACAAAGAUCCUCCAGGAACCCUGCUCCAUGUUCUAGCUGUUUCUUUUCAACAUGUGUAUGCCAGGAAUACAGGGGAAGACAACUGAGUGCCUUUAAAGUCUCUCCCAUUUGGGAAGAAAAGGUGCUGUGCCCUAGACAGCUAAUGAGCACAACAAGCAGAAAUCUUCACUGUGCUGAGGCAUCAUGUUCUAGGCAGUUGUCAGAGUUUAGUUUUUGCAGUUUCUCACCAAUGACACAUAUAGCCAAACAAAAACUGUGGCAGGGAAUUAAAUAAAGUGGUGGAAAGGAACCUUUCCUAGGUAGCCAUAGAAAUUAUACUUCCAGCUAUUUUUUUAAUUACCAACCUUUUGAAAUAUAGAACUAGUUCUAGGUCAUCUGAAGAGUUUCAUAGGAUAG
This is a messenger RNA of Dryobates pubescens (Downy woodpecker), 5440 nucleotides long. RefSeq names its product potassium calcium-activated channel subfamily M alpha 1 (gene KCNMA1). Bases 351 to 3995 code for a protein of 1214 amino acids. Gene Ontology annotation, molecular function: large conductance calcium-activated potassium channel activity. Gene Ontology annotation, biological process: potassium ion transport; transmembrane transport. NCBI's taxonomy places the organism in Eukaryota, Metazoa, Chordata, Aves, Piciformes, Picidae. The transcript is spliced from 28 exons. Gene Ontology annotation, cellular component: postsynaptic membrane. The record is from RefSeq and is a predicted model, not a curated record.